Molecule: messenger RNA, 975 nt
Organism: Eremothecium gossypii ATCC 10895
Lineage: Eukaryota; Fungi; Ascomycota; Saccharomycetes; Saccharomycetales; Saccharomycetaceae
Gene: BUB3
Product: Bub3p
Exons: 1
Coding region: 1-975 (324 amino acids)
Biological process (GO): mitotic spindle assembly checkpoint signaling
Cellular component (GO): kinetochore; mitotic checkpoint complex; bub1-bub3 complex
Molecular function (GO): ubiquitin binding
Source: RefSeq, marked provisional
AUGGUAAGCGGCGAGCCGGGGAAUGUAGCGUCGGCGAUGGCAUACGUAGAACUAAAAGAUGUGAGUAAAGACUACUUGAGCGGGGUAUGCUUAGUUGAUGAAGAAGGCAGCCAAUUAAUUGUGAGCAGCUGGGAUGGGACGGCAUCACUGUACGACUGGGAGAAGAAUAAGCGGAUGGGGAGGUUAAGCCAUGAGUGGCCGCUGACCAGUGUUGCAGUGUGCGCGGGGACGCGCAGAGCGUACGUGGGGAGUGCACAGGGCGAGGUGCUGGAGCUGGACUGGGAAUCCGAGCGGAUGGUGGCCCUGCAGGGCGUGCAGUGCGGGCUCGGGAUCUCCGCGAUGGGCAGCUACGGGCAGUUUGUGGUGGUGGGCUCGUGGGACGGCAGUCUAGCGGUGGUGGACACGCGGCGCAACACGGUACGGCACAUCCGGCGCCUGACGGGGAAGAUCCUCUCUCUGGACUGCGGGGCCGCGCGCGUGGUGUGCAUGACUACGGACGGCGUGUAUGUGUUCCGCACCAGCGAUAUUGACGCGGCGCCGGAACGACGCGAGUCGGGGCUCAAAUACCAGUCGCGGUGUGUGCGACUGGUGCCCGACGAGGAGGGCUACGUGCAGAGCUCGGUCGACGGACGCGUGGCAGUGGAGUAUUUCGGGGACGAGGGCCGCAAGUUUGCAUUCCGCUGCCACAGGAUGAAUCUGAAGGACACCCAGCUGGUAUUCCCGGUUAACGCGCUAUGCUUCCACCCGAAGACGGCGUUGCUGUACACCGGCGGCUCGGACGGGCGGGUAUUUGCAUGGAAUCUGACGACACGCAAAAAGGCCGAAGAACUCCCCAAGGUCGAGGACAGCGUGGUGAAGCUGUGCUGCAACCGCCGUGCGCUGGUGAUUGCUGCGAGCGACGACUCCUUCAAGACGUCCGCGGUGGUCGAGGACAUUGCGCUGCAACGCAGUCGCGUGUACGUCAAGGUGUUCUAG